Aspergillus nomiae NRRL 13137 is the source of this 1860-nucleotide messenger RNA. RefSeq names its product alpha-L-arabinofuranosidase A. The record is from RefSeq and is a predicted model, not a curated record. The coding region runs from base 1 to 1860 and encodes 619 amino acids. Gene Ontology annotation, biological process: L-arabinose metabolic process. The transcript is spliced from 9 exons. NCBI's taxonomy places the organism in Eukaryota, Fungi, Ascomycota, Eurotiomycetes, Eurotiales, Aspergillaceae. Gene Ontology annotation, molecular function: alpha-L-arabinofuranosidase activity.
AUGCUACGCAAAUGUUUCCUUCUGCCCCUGCUGGCAGCUUGCGGUGCAGCGGUUGAGAUCUCCGUUGCAUCGUCUGGUGGUAAUGCCACUAGUGGUUUACAAUAUGGUAUCAUGGAAGAGGAAAUCAACUACUGUGGUGAUGGGGGUCUCUAUGCGGAGCUGAUUCGCAAUCGUGCGUUCCAGGGAGGCGAGAAAUACCCUUCCACAUUGGAUGCUUGGAUUCCAGUCGACGGAUCGGCGCUGUCUCUAAAGAACCUCAGUCAACCCCUGUCAUCUGCACUGCCCACAUCAGUCAAUGUCAAAGGAACGACAGGAAAGGCUGGCCUUACCAACUUGGGUUGGUGGGGUCUCGACGUAAGAGAGCAGACGUACACCGGCUCCUUCUAUGUGAAGGGUGCCUACAACGGAACAUUCACAGCUUCCCUGCAGUCCAAUAAGACUGGUGAGGUAUAUGCCAGCGCUGUCAUUGUGUCAAAGAGCGCUCGUGGCGAAUGGACCCAGCAUAACUUUACUUUGACCCCCACUAAGGCUGCCUCAAACACCGAGAACACGUUCUCUAUUACCUUCGAUGCUUCUAAAACUGUUGACGGCUCCCUUGACUUCAACCUUAUCAGCCUGUUCCCUCCUACAUAUAACGACCGUCCCAAUGGACUUCGCAGGGAUUUGAUGCAAGCGAUGGCCGACUUUGGACCUAAAUUCCUGCGAUUCCCAGGUGGCAACAACCUCGAAGGCGAUACCAUUGACGGCAGAUGGAAAUGGAACGAAACCAUUGGACCUCUCAAGGACCGCCCAGGCCGUGCAACAACCUGGUCCUACCAAGAAACCCACGGACUAGGUCUCGUCGAAUACAUGGAAUGGUGUGAAGACCUUGGAGUCGAGCCCAUUCUUGCUGUAUGGGGUGGAUUUGCACUGAACGGCGACGCAAUCCCCGAAUCUGAGCUCGACACCGAAUACGGUGCCCUUCGCGCGUCCCUUGGCCAUCCAAAACCUUGGACAGUCAAAUAUGUCGAAGUCGGUAACGAGGAUAACUUAAACGAAGGGCUGGAUUCAUACAAAUCCUACCGCUUCCAGGCCUUCUACAACGCCAUCAAGGAGAAGUACCCAGACAUUACAGUCCUGGCAUCCACUGUUGAAAUCGACUUCCCUGGCGAUGCAGGCGGUGACUAUCACCUGUACGAUACGCCAGACAACUUCGUCAAGAAGUUCAACUUCUUCGACCAGUUCAGCCCCGACCAUCCGAUCCUACUUGGCGAAAUCGCAGCGAUUCAGCUCAACGGACGCGAAAUCGUCUGGGGCGGCUCUGCCCAUUUCUCACAGUACCCAUGGUGGAUCGGUAGCGUCGCAGAAGGAGUCUUCCUCAUCGGUGCCGAAAGAAACGCCGACAAGGUUCUGGGAACAACAUACGCCCCCUUCAUGAUGAACCUCGACAACUACCAAUGGUCUCCUACCUUCCUCGCGUUCAACUCGAACCCCGAUGAGACGGCACGUUCGACCAGCUGGCACCUUUACGACCUCUUCUCUCACAACUCCUUCACACACACCCUCCCCACCACAUCAGAUUCUAGCUUCGGACCUCUCUACUACGUCGCUGGUGUCGACAACACGAGCAAUUCUCAUAUUUUCAAGGCAGCCGUAUACAACAGCACCGCCGACGUGCCCGUGUCUCUUACUUUUGACGGCGUCAAGGCCGGUACCAGUGCAAGCCUUACUGUGCUCACCGCCGCGGAUCCACUGGGCAUGAACGAAGUGGGAGUUGCUGAUAUUGUCGAUAAGAAGACCUCCACCGUGACGGCUGGUGCCAACGGCGUGUUUGAUUUCAGUCUGCCGAAUCUGAGUCUGGCUGUUUUGAAGACGGAGUAG